Molecule: messenger RNA, 2842 nt
Organism: Eptesicus fuscus (big brown bat)
Lineage: Eukaryota; Metazoa; Chordata; Mammalia; Chiroptera; Vespertilionidae
Gene: SLC25A15
Product: solute carrier family 25 member 15
Exons: 7
Coding region: 231-1136 (301 amino acids)
Biological process (GO): mitochondrial L-ornithine transmembrane transport
Molecular function (GO): L-ornithine transmembrane transporter activity
Source: RefSeq, a predicted model, not a curated record
CCCGCCGUUGGGCUCCGCGGCCGCCGGGGGCCCAGGCGCGGGGCGGGGCGGGGCGGAGGGCCGGCCGGGGCCCACGUGGGGGUUAAGCGGCCGCCCCGCCGCGGACGGAGAGCACUGCCGGCGCCGGAGCCCGAGCAGGACGCGGCCCGUUGGCGCGGCGGGAUAUGAGGUGCCCAUUGUAAGCCUCAGAGAGUUGCCUUCUACGGAGCCCAGCAGAGGAGUGGGCAAACAUGAAGUCCAAUCCUGCCAUCCAAGCUGCCAUCGACCUCACAGCAGGGGCCGCAGGGGGCACAGCAUGUGUGCUGACUGGGCAGCCCUUCGACACAAUGAAAGUGAAGAUGCAGACGUUCCCUGACCUGUACAAGGGCCUCACUGACUGCUGCCUAAAGACCUACUCACAGGUGGGCUUCCGGGGUUUCUACAAGGGGACCAGCCCAGCGCUCAUCGCCAACAUCGCCGAGAACUCUGUCCUCUUCAUGUGCUACGGCUUCUGCCAGCAGGUGGUGCGGAAAGUGGUGGGAUUGGACAAGCAGGCAAAGCUGAGUGAUCUGCAGAAUGCAGCUGCCGGCUCCUUUGCCUCUGCGUUCGCUGCGCUGGUGCUCUGCCCCACUGAGCUCGUGAAGUGCCGGCUACAGACCAUGUACGAAAUGGAGACAUCAGGAAAGAUAGCCAAAAGCCAGAAUACAGUCUGGUCUGUAGUGAAGAGUAUCCUUAGGAAGGAUGGCCCGUUGGGCUUCUAUCAUGGACUCUCAAGCACUUUACUUCGAGAAGUACCAGGCUAUUUCUUCUUUUUCGGCGGCUAUGAACAGAGUCGAUCGUUUUUUGCUUCAGGGAGAUCAAAAGAUGAACUAGGCCCUGUCCCUUUGAUGUUAAGUGGUGGAGUUGGUGGAAUUUGCCUCUGGCUUGCUGUUUACCCAGUGGAUUGUAUCAAGUCUAGAAUUCAAGUUCUUUCCAUGUCUGGAAAACAGGCAGGAUUUGUUGGAACCUGUAUAAGUGUUGUGAAAAAUGAAGGAAUAACGGCCUUAUAUUCUGGACUGAAACCUACUAUGAUUCGAGCGUUCCCUGCCAAUGGGGCACUAUUUUUGGCCUAUGAAUACAGCAGGAAAUUCAUGAUGAGCCAGCUUGAAGCAGACUGAAGUAUUCUAGUGAACCUGGGUCCAAGUACAAGUGUUUGAGGACUAUAAUUCAUCUCAGGGUUUCAUGGAGUACAAGACCAGUGUGGAAUUAUUUUAAUUUCAGAGUAUUUUGUUGUCUUCCAUUCUUCUACCCUAAAUCUUAAACUUCAUGGAAGGACCUCAAUUUUCCAUGAUCUGAUUUCUGCCCAUAAUUGUACUGAAAUAGAAAAGCUGCUGCUGCUGUCCUUGGUGGGACAUACAGGGUGAGCCUCUGGCCUUUGGUACCUAAUCUGACAAUCUAAAUAUAAUCAGGGAUUCUGCAUAAACUUGUAUUGUAAAUGCAGUUUGGAUGGUUGUGUGUUGUGAAUGAAGCAUAAUUUUGUUCUGUGUUUAAUCAGAUCAUACCAGAAAAACCCAGAGGUAACCAUGUUUCAUGAAGAUGGUUAUGAUUACUUAACCCAUUCUAGAUAUAUGGUCUCUUAAAAUCUGCUUAACACAUGCACUAUACCAAGCGGCUCAAGUUUUUAAAAAGGAUUCCGUGGUGCUUGAAAACGAAUACAUCCAUAGAUCUUAAAGAGGAGAAUAUAAUUGUAUACUGAUGUGGCUUCCAUGUUUCUGAUUUAACUUUCAGAGUAGGCAUCCUGGGUUUUUCCAAGGUGCUCUACUGAUAAACAGUGCCAUUCAUGUUUUUGAUGGGAUCAUAUACUCUCUGAAAUAUUGUUGGGUGUGGCCUAGAGUAUCAGGCCUUUGGAAAGCGGCUUGGCCUUCACUGUGCCAACUUCCGUUCUUCUCUCACAGAGAGGAGCUUCCCUCUGCUGGGCUUCAUGUUGCAGAAGGGCCUGAGGAGAGGGGGUUGUGCUGCUGUCUUUGUGAGGACCUUGUGGCCCACAGCAGCCCUUAGCUCUGGUCUCUGGGUCCUGGCCUGGCUAGGGUUCCAGAGUAUUCUUUGGACCACUUUGGACCACUCACUCAUUGCCUGCACCAAUUGGACACCCAUCCUGGGAGUAGAGUGCCAAAGCCAGGGGAAGUGCUUGUUCCCUGUCUGGUGACUGACAGUUCCCCUGGAUGGAGUCCUCUCCUCAGAACUAGACAAAACGUAGUGUGUGCACUCCACAGUGAGGAACGUCAGGGCUGACCCAGCCUCGAGUUUUCUUGGGGUCCAUCACUCCAUCGUGCUUUGGCAGUGUUGGAGCCCCUUAUAUCUGGUACCGGCAGUCGUUGCAUUUUAAGGAUGACUGUGUGUGGGGUGUGACUUUAUAAAGCAAUGAAACAAAGUAAUUUUUAUUAAGCUAUGCCAUAUGUAUGCAGUAAUAGCAACAAAACACUCAUCCCUCUGAUUCCCACAGACUUGGAGAUGGCAGCUGUUCUUUGGCCAUCUGAGUGGUACUUCAUCUGAACAGGCUAGAAAUGUACCCACUUCCAGCAGGAAGCGAAUUGCUCAGGGUCCCUGGCCCCCCGUGUGGUGCCCGUCAGCACGUCAACACUGUUGGCGGUGGACCUCACAUGUCCUCCUUAAAAGGUUUAACUAAACAUCUUCAAUAGAAUCAUCUGAGGCAAGGAAGAGUGAGUGGGAGCAAGGAAUGGAAAGUCAGAGGAAUUGAUUUUUCAUUCUAUUGAAUUCAUCGUGUAUAAUUUGUACCAUUUCAGAUCCGUACUCCAGACAAAAAUAUGGUCACUGUGUUUAGAGAAAUUCUAGUGUUCUAUAUCAUUAAAUUAUUUGCCUAAUA